CGGAAGCACCAUAGCACAGCAUCAAAACAAAACGGAUUAUUCGUAAACAUUAUCCGCAUGAUAACAUUUAAAUAAUGUCCAAAUAAGAAAGUUGGGAAUUGUUAACAGAGUCAGCCUAAGCAAUGUCCACAUUUGACGUCAAAGAGGAAGAUGUGGAGGUGAACAUCGAUGAAGAAGAAGUAAUAGCAGGUGAUGGUCCAUUGAACAUUUCUGAAUCGUCAAUCGAGCUAGCUUUAACAAAAUCAUCUGACGUGAAAGAUGAAAUUGUAGAGGUGAUGAUAGGUGAGAGUCUUGAAGAUGAUGAAGAAGAAGACGUGACCGGUGAUAUACCACUGAAAAAUGGAGCUGAUGCCUCCAUGUCUGAUCACGCUUCUGAAGACAUUGAAGCCAUAUCUAGAGCGGAAAUUGAAGUUGAAGUCCCAUCUAGAUACGAACUUGAUGUACUACAGGAACAAGGCGGAGAAGCAGUCGUAAAAGAGGUGCCAUCGCAAUGCAAAAAGUGUAGGAAAAUGUUACCAAAUGCAAGGCGUCUCCAGGAGCACCAUCGUGAAUUUCACACAAAGAGGCCCUUCACAUGUCCACAGUGUUUGAAAGGUUUUUUCACAAAAGGAAACCUCAAAACACACCUGGACAAUCACGGAGUGAUGCCCUACCGCUGUAGUCGGUGCCCCCAGGGCUUUUGGAAGCAGGGCUACCUGAUGACACAUGAACGCACUCACCUCUUCAACUGUAAACAGUGUGACAAAAGUUUCACGAAAAUAGGCUACCUAUUUAGACACCAGAAGACCCACACAGAAGACGAGCCCUACCUCCGCUGACCUCUGUGUUGGAAAGCACGCAGGUUCAGAGAGCAUCACAACGCAGUCACACAGGCGAGAAUGCUCAGCAAUGCAGACAGUGUUGGAAAUGGUUUUCACAUGCAGGAGGUCUCAGAAGACACAUUGUGGAGAACAGUUAUUCAAGAACAGCAUAUGUUAGAAAGCGCAGACACAUUUACUGAGAAGAAUCCUCCCAAUGCCAACAGUGUGUGAGAUGUUUUUUUUUGUUGGGGGGGGGGGGGGGGAGAGAACACCUUGGAAUACAGGUCAUGAGUCACGCCAAAGCAUGUCGUUUUUUAGCAUUUAACGCCAUGAUGGUAAGCCCUGCAUCUCUGUGGAGGAAUGAAUGCUUUUGUGGAGAUCCGUCUUAAAUAAUCCAUGAGUGAAAACAUGUGAGUAAUGAACCCUGCAUUCCAUGCAGAAUGUUAAAAAUAGACUGUAAGGAUGACCGGUUUCAUCAUUUAGUGUCACACGCCAACACAAAUCCGAUGUUGCUAUAAAUCAUGCUGAAGAAGGAAAACUGAUGGACUACACGAGCGAGAUUUGUAUGGAAUGCCAUGAACUGUACCCAUGGUAACACAUGGUAAAUACAAAUCAUACUCGAGUCUGAGACGUUGGACAUACAUGUAAUGGCUACAGAUCCUGGCCAUAUAAUUAGAAUAUCAUGAAAACAGAUGAUUUAUUUCCAUAAUGCCAUCAAUAAUGUUUUACUUUCAUGGUUUGUAGAUGCAUUGCCCACAUUUUUAUUCAUUCAUUUGUUUAUUUUUACAUAUUUUGGUCUUCCAGUUCCAAAAAAACAUGAUUCACAUUAUUAGAAUAUUGAAAGAAAACCACAAUUUUCUUCAUAAAACAGAAAGAAAUUCGGGUCACAUCAAAUCAGUUGAAAUUUGGUACUUUCUACAUAACAUGUGAAUGUUCAAUACUUGGUUAGGACUGUCUUGAAGUCAGAAGCCAAGAUAUCCUUGAUGCUUUGCUGCCAGCUGUUUUUUGUUUGUUUGAUCUGGUGACCCACACUUCACUCUUCAAUAUACCCCGUAGAUGUGCCACAUUUUGGUGCUUUGGUGGUAUGGACAUUCUAGUCACCAGAAAUGAAACCCCAUUGAAAAUGAAUGAGUUUUUAUUUCUGGUGAGUUACAAUGUCCAUACUGCAUUGCUUAUGGCAACAACAUUCACUUGUGAGUAGAGAUGCACCGGAUCCUGAUUUUUAGGAUCCUGCCGGAUACCGGAUCCACUGCUUAAGAUCCUGCCGGAUCCGGAACCGGAUACCGGAUCCUACGAAAGGGUUGAAACACAUAGCCUACUCACACAUGUGGGCCCUUUUUAUUACGUUGGCUCAAACUAUUUUGACUUAAAAGCCUCGGCUACCGGAUCCUGGAUCCUGGAACCGGAUCCGGAUAGUCUGAAAAACCCCUAUUAUCCUGCUGGAUCCGGAACCGGAUCUUGGAUCCUGUACAUCUCUACUUGUGAGGAAGGGAACUUGAGUUGCCCUGCUGGAACUCAAACCCGGGCAUUCUGGGGUUCCAUACCGGGCUCUGCUACACGAAAGACCCAGACUCAUUAGUCUUAAUAAUCACAGGUAACACACCCACAACCCAAGUGAUGGUCACCCCAUCACAGCACUAUUUUUUCCUACAAGGUUAAUCUUCAUUCCGUAGGCCUACAUGGGUUCUCAAUUUUUGUUUUCCCCUGCAGUGGGCACAACUCAACCUCUGAUUGUUGGAAACGGCUGUCGGUCAAAAAAUUAGCUCACUUGGUUGGCUGCCAGUGUCUUGACCCUCCUCACAACAUUGUGUUUACAAACACUGUGAACCCAUGUAUAGGCUAUGCUUCUUUUUUUGUUGAAAACAUGCACUGUUUUAUAUAGCCUAGUUUUGAUGCCCUCUGUGUGUACCUACAAAUAAUGUACUGUAAAUGGUCAUACUAAUGUUGAGCGAGAAGGUGUGUCCAAACUUUUGGUGUGUACUGUAUGUUUGUGGCAACAAAUAAAGUGAAAUGUGUGUGUGCA
This is a messenger RNA of Engraulis encrasicolus (European anchovy), 2823 nucleotides long. Its product is annotated as zinc finger protein 436-like. Gene Ontology annotation, biological process: regulation of transcription by RNA polymerase II. The transcript has 3 exons. The record is from RefSeq and is a predicted model, not a curated record. The coding region runs from base 123 to 818 and encodes 231 amino acids. Gene Ontology annotation, molecular function: DNA-binding transcription factor activity; RNA polymerase II cis-regulatory region sequence-specific DNA binding. NCBI's taxonomy places the organism in Eukaryota, Metazoa, Chordata, Actinopteri, Clupeiformes, Engraulidae.